Lytechinus pictus (painted urchin) is the source of this 1762-nucleotide messenger RNA. RefSeq names its product aqualysin-1-like. The transcript has 9 exons. Gene Ontology annotation, biological process: proteolysis. The record is from RefSeq and is a predicted model, not a curated record. Lineage: Eukaryota; Metazoa; Echinodermata; Echinoidea; Temnopleuroida; Toxopneustidae. Gene Ontology annotation, molecular function: serine-type endopeptidase activity. Bases 134 to 1300 code for a protein of 388 amino acids.
AAGAGACGAAGCCGGUAUGGUUAUCAGCUGGUUAUUGAACAUGUUGAAGGUGUUCGGCUAUUCUUGAAGGCAGCGGAAUCCACGACCCGGUUUUUCUGACUCAGUCUUAUUCCAGGUACAAAAUAUUAACCCGAUGACGUCAAUCAUGCGGUGCAUUGUCUCCAUCCUCUCAUUCUCCAUCUUGCUAUCUGGUGCGGUUGUGGCGGCUCGUCGAGCUCCUUUAUUCAAAACACGAGAAGCCAUUAAGGAGCAGUACAUCGUAGUCCUGAAGAGGAAUGCUGUGCUUCCAAACGUUCUACAAUCUCUUCAUGAAGAAUCCCGGCUGAAAAGUAUAACAUUUAACAACCCUCUGAAAGAGUACAACAGAGUCCUCAAUGGAUUUGCAAUAUCUUUAUCAAAGGAGGCCUUAGCAGUGGUGCGAGCCCACCCCUCUGUGAAGUACGUGGAAGAAGAUGGCCUAGCACACACUACAGAGAUCUGGGGACUUGACAGGAUCAACCAAAGAGAUCUUCCUCUCGAUGAUAGUUAUACUCCAGUCGGUAAUGGCAGCGGUGUGAAUGUAUACGUCCUUGAUACUGGAAUCAGAACAACCCAUGAGGACUUUGAGGGCAGAGCAGAAUUCGUCUAUGACGCCAUGAACUACGCUAUCGGCAACGAUGGUGAUUGUCAAGGGCAUGGGACCCACUGUGCCGGCACGAUCGCAGGUAAACGGUACGGAGUUGCCAAAGCUGCUAAAGUCUACGCCGUACGGGUUCUUGGUUGUUAUGGGUCUGGGUCAUGGUCAGCGGUCAUUGACGGUAUGGACUGGGUUGCCGUCAAUGGUAUUCGUCCAGCCGUUGCUAGCAUGUCUCUUGGAGGCGGUGGACUUCGUUCUGUAGACGAGUCACUGGGAAACCUUCACAGGGCAGGUGUGACGGUGGUGGUAGCGGCUGGUAAUAGCGACUACGAUGCAUGCCGCGCUUCUCCCGCCAGAGCACCUGAGGCAAUCACAGUCGGUGCGAUCCAGGAUGACGAUGCCAGGGUCUACUUUUCAAACUGGGGCGCAUGCGUGGAUAUCUUUGCUCCCGGGCAUCGCAUUCUGAGCGCAGACUACCGAUCUGACGACGGAUAUCGAUCGCUGAGCGGAACCAGCAUGGCAUGUCCUCAUGUAGCAGGUGUUGUUGCAGUCCAUCUUGGCUUGAAUCCUGACCUAUCACCAAAUGAAGUUCGUGACGUCAUCCUAGAAACAGCUAGCAGAGACAAAGUCACCGAGUUGCACGAUUCCGAAAAUCUUCUUCUCUAUGUCCCCAAUGAAUCCUGAUUUUCAUGCUAAUUUAUGAAUUGUGCAUUAGCGCACUACGUUAACAUUUACAAACGAAAAACUCUUUUUUUAUAUAUAUUAUAAAGUUAAAAAAUUAUAAUUAUCUAUCUAUUAAUAUAAAUCAACUAAUUAAUAUACAUUUUAUAUGCAUUGCAAAAUAAAGCUAUAAGCCUCCAUCUCAUUCCAUGUUGUUCCUUUCUAAGUAAACAUUCCUUUAUGAUAGUCCCAUUCAACAUAUUUUUUAACAUUCAGAUCAUUAGCUAAGUAAUGAGUAUAUAUAGUUGGUGUAGAAUUUGAAACAAGACGCAAAUACAGCUAGAAAUCAACAAUGAAAGAAAGUUUUAGUGCUACUUUGUUUUAUGCUUUACCUUAUGUGCCAUGUUAAACAUUUUAUUGAAUAUUUUCUACAGUUUCAACGCAACUUCAUGUAUAUGCGAAAAUAAACUAUGCCUACAAAUUUCA